This is a messenger RNA of Abrus precatorius (Indian licorice), 1663 nucleotides long. RefSeq names its product snRNA-activating protein complex subunit. The record is from RefSeq and is a predicted model, not a curated record. The transcript has 11 exons. Bases 131 to 1444 code for a protein of 437 amino acids. Gene Ontology annotation, cellular component: snRNA-activating protein complex. NCBI's taxonomy places the organism in Eukaryota, Viridiplantae, Streptophyta, Magnoliopsida, Fabales, Fabaceae. Gene Ontology annotation, molecular function: core promoter sequence-specific DNA binding; RNA polymerase II cis-regulatory region sequence-specific DNA binding; RNA polymerase III type 3 promoter sequence-specific DNA binding. Gene Ontology annotation, biological process: snRNA transcription by RNA polymerase III; snRNA transcription by RNA polymerase II.
AAGGCGGCGGAGGGUGGUGGAGUGCGCGGCGUUACCCUGCUGGGCGCUUGGUCGGCUACACACACACUGACUACUCACCAUCGUCUCUCUGUUUCUGCCAUUGAUUUUGAAAAUUCUCUCUCUGAGUUGAAUGGAAUCUUCAAUUCCAGAGGCAGCAGAAUGCGAUCUCUCUGUUCCAAUUCCGAGGGGCGGACCCAUUUACGUUUCCAAUAUGGUUGGCCCCUCAACUAGGGUUUCUCACUUUCAGACUUCUCUUCUCUCUGAACUUGAGAGUUUAGAGGCUGAACUGUGCCAAGAUUCUUCUCAUCAUGAUCUCUCGGUCGAUGACCUUAAAGUAUUCACAGAGGACGAGUUAAUGGAUAUGGCUUUGAAAGAAGUUUUUCAGGGUAGUGAGAACAACGAAAAUCAUCCCCCACCUUUGGACCAACCCAAUGCAGGCAGGUGUCACAAGAAGAACUCAAGGAGAAAGAGAAGGGGCGCAAAUAAUUCUAUUCUUGAUAGUAGUUGUAUAGAAAAGGUGGAGCGAGUAGUGGGAAUCAAACAGAAGCAGGAAGAAGACAAGGCAGCGGUCAGACUUCAUUCAUUUAGUCCUGUUUGCAGGAUCAGUGAGUCUGCCAAUAAAUCAGCUAGAACUGAAAGGAUGAGGUCCCUUAGGUCUACAAGUUCUACCAGAAAGGUCAACACAGCUGGCCUUCAGGAACACAUACCUGUGCUGUAUCCGGAAGUUGUUCUAUCUGUGGAGGUUUACCAUAACGUUCGAAAGGGUAUCAAGACCCAAGAGUUGUUAGUUCUUGGAGGGCAGACCUUAACUGCUUUGAGAGACAAGAUCUUUUGCUCAACGGACCAGGUGAUGCAAAAAGCUGGGCAGCACGAUCCUUCUGGUUAUUUUCUCAUAGAAGGUGUAUUCUGCACUGAUUUGAGGGAUCCAUCUGCUAUUGAUUUCACCAGACCUAUAUUGGAUUGGCUCCGGAACUCUAAGGAGGAGGCAAAAAAGAAAUGGGAAUAUAUUAUAACUGGGGAACUGCAGCAGAAACAAAAAGCAAUCAUGGGUGAAGCAUCUGCGUCACAGUUGCCUCAUUUCACAUCUAUUGAGAUGCACAAGAUACGUUUUUGUGACUUAAGCUUUCGACUUGGUGCCGGAUACCUCUAUUGUCAUCAGGGUGACUGUACUCAUACCUUAGUGAUACGAGAUAUGCGGUUAAUUCAUCCGGAAGAUGUGCAUAAUCGAGCUGCAUAUCCAAUAAUCACGUUUCAACUGAAGUUGCGUUUUCAGAAAUGUAGUGUUUGCAAAAUAUUCAGAGCUACAAAGGUCACGGCGGAUGACAAAUGGACACCAGAAAACCCUUGUUAUUUUUGUGACGAAUGUUUUCCCCUACUUCACCUGGCGGAGGACGGCUCUUUGUUAUAUACCGAAUUCGAAGAGUAUGAUUACAACCACGAUUAAUUGCUGUUAGCCAUGGAAUAAUACCUAAUGGAGAUUAAACUGAAGGUCAUUCUUUACAAUAAUCUCAUUGAAUAAUGUUUUUCAUUGUGCAUUGAGUUGGAGAUAAAUUGUGUCAGAGGCCUACUUGGAGAUGCAUUUGUACAAAUCUUUUUUAUGAUCAUGUAUUUCGGAUCUACUGCAGGUAGCACUACAGAAGUAUAUGCAAUACGCAAUUUUAUG